CUGAGUGUGUGUGAGUGUGUGUGUGAAAGAGAAAUCGAGCCUUGUUUACAGCAGCGACGAUUCAGCGGCGGAGCUGCAGAUACACGACUUUCCUGCGCGCUGAUCUGAGAGGAGGAUAAUGAGGAGGAGGAGAUGAGCUGCUUGUAAUGAGAAGAGCGCGAAGGAUAUGACUGCUUUGGAUCUGACAGUGGAAGGCUGAUCGGCUGGGAGAGGGAAAUACAUAAAUAUAGCUCGCUGGGUUUUGUGUGUGUGUGAGGGGGAAAUCGGGUCGCUAGCGUGCUUGCUACUAGCGUAAUUCAAAAUCUCAGUGCGGGCAGACGGAGUGAGGGAGAGCGGGGUGAGAAAACGGGGGACUGCGGUUUGAUUAAGCCGUUUUCCUGCUCUGGAUGAGGGAUGUUUACUUUGUUUUUCGUUUGUUGACUCUCCCUUUCUGUAAGGAGUUUUCCUCGUUCCAUUCAUCCGGUGAAAAGUGAUCACCUUGCUGCCUAUGAAGAUCACCACGCAUCCCCCUCCUUUCGCAUCCACGUCUCACCCAGAUAGCCUAGCUUAGCAUAGCAUCGCUUAGCUUAGCAUAGCUCGGCUUGGCUCGGUUCGGGUCGGCUCAGCUCGGCCGGUGUCUCGCGGAGCUUUUAACGUUAACUAACCAGCUAUUCGGCUCAGCUUUUAGCGCCGAGACUUGCUGCUAAGCUAACGUUAACUAUGGAGUGUGAAGAUGCGGCUUUCCAGCUCGCCCCGCCGUCUUUCUCCAUGCUAUACCCCUCAGCCGGCAUCUUUCAAGGAUAGUAAACGAAGCCGAGCUGCGCUUAAUCGCCUGUUUGUGGUCCAUGCCGAAGAAAAGGCGAGCUAACGUUUGUUUGGCUAGGCUAAGCUAAGCUAGCAAACAGUUUUUAUAUAGCUAGCGGUAGCUAAGCUAGCUCAGCUAUAGCAACAACGGACUCACGAAUUCCUACAGGCUUCAGCAGCAGCGGCUACCAGCGCUCUCUCUGCCUUGGCUUUGCAAAUUGCUAUUUUGUAACGUUAGUUUUGUAAUUGUCUUUUAUUCGCCAAGGGACGCAACUAAAGCUGAGCCAUUCAAGUAACAGACGUGGAAACAAUUUAAACGUUAUUUUUUUGUUUGUUUAAAAGAAAAGCAAAAGGCUGAAGUAGUAGUUAGUUACUAAGCUAACGUUAGUUAACCUAAUGUUUCCCGACCACAACCAGCGAGCCCGUUUCUGAGAGGCCAAAACAAAACAGUCUUCAUUUUCCUUUAUUCCGCCUCACUCCUCUUUUUAUAAUUAGCUAAAUCAAGUGUUUACAGGAAUGAGGUCUUGGAGAGCAAGAAAUCGUUUGACCUUGUUUUGUGGUCUGCUGCUGUCCCUCUCCACUAUUUGCCCGUGGCCCGCAAAUGGAGAAAUCUGUGGUCCAGCCAUUGACAUUGGAAAUGACAUCAGCGAGUUCAAGAAACUGGAGAACUGCACGGUGGUUGAGGGCUACCUGCAGAUACUUCUCAUCGGAAACAAGAUCAACAACAACCAUGAGGUCUUCCGCACCCUCAGUUUCCCCAAGUUGACCAUGAUUACAGACUAUCUUCUCCUCUUCCGUGUUAAUGGUCUGGACAGCUUGAGCACCCUCUUCCCAAACCUGACUGUCAUCCAAGGUCGCAAUCUCUUCUACAACUAUGCCCUAGUCAUAUUCGAGAUGAACAGUUUGAAGGACAUCGGCCUCUACAGCUUACGGAACAUCACUCGAGGCGCAGUACGGAUAGAGAAGAACACGGAGCUCUGUUACUUGGAUUCAGUUGACUGGUCUUUGAUUAUGAAUGCUGAUUUUAACGUCAUUGAUGGAAACAAGAAUCCCAAAGAGUGUGGAGAUGUUUGCCCAGGAAUUGUGGAGAACAACACACCGUGCAUCAAGACCAAAAUCGGCGAGAACACCAGAGACCGCUGCUGGACCUCCAACCAUUGCCAGCAAGUGUGUCCGAAGGAGUGCGGCCAGCGGGCGUGCACUGCCAGUAACGAGUGCUGCCACCCUCAGUGCCUGGGCAGCUGCACAGUGCCGGACAGCGACAGGGCCUGCGCCGCCUGCCAGCAUUACUACCACGAGGGCCGCUGCGUGCCGGACUGCCCCCCUGGCACCUACAAGUUCGAGGGCUGGCGCUGCAUCACCAUGGACCUCUGCUCCAGGGUGCACCUGCCUGACUACGACCGCUUCGUCAUCCACGGUGGAGAGUGCAUGGCAGACUGCCCGCCGGGAUUCACCCGCAAUGAGAGCCAGAGCAUGUUCUGCAGUGCCUGUGAUGGCUUGUGUGACAAAAUCUGUGAUGGAAAAGUAAUCGACUCUGUGGAUUCUGCACAGUCCUUGAAGGGCUGCACUGUUAUCAAAGGCAAUCUUCACAUCAACAUCCGCCGUGGCAAUAACAUAGCAUCCGAGUUGGAGAACUUCCUAGGCCUCAUCAAGACAGUGUCCGGAUAUGUGAGGAUUCGUCAUUCUCACACACUUGGCUCGCUGUCCUUCCUCAAGAGCCUUCGCUUCAUCUAUGGAGAAGAUCUAUAUGACGACAUGUAUGCCUUCUCUGCGGUGGACAACCAGCACCUCCAGUUUCUGUGGGACUGGUCCCAGCACAAUCUGACCAUCGGCAUAGGCAAGCUCUUCUUCCGAUUCAACCACAAACUGUGCAUGUCUGAGAUUCGCAAGAUGUGGAUGAAAACGGGCAUCAAGGAGAAGUUUGUGGAGGAGGAUUUCCGCAACAAUGGAGACCGUGCAAGCUGUGAAAGUAAAAUCCUGAAGUUCAUCAAUAACAGCACUGGGAGCAACAUAAUAACAUUGACAUGGGAGCGAUAUCGACCGCCAGACUACAGAGACCUCGUCAGUUUUGUAGUUUACUACAAAGAAGCGCCUUUUCAGAACAUCACAGAGUUUGAUGGACAAGAUGGCUGUGGGUCCAACAGCUGGAUGACUGUGGAUGUGGACUUGCCCCCGGAGAAAAACAAAAACCCUGGAGUCUACCUGUCUGGCCUCAAGCCCUGGACCCAGUACGCCGUCUUUGUGAAGGCUGUCACAUUGGUGGUGGAGGAUAAAGACAGACACAUUCUUGGGGCCAAGAGUGAGCUGGUGUACAUUCGAACGAAGCCUUCAGCACCCACAAUGCCUGUUGAAGUCCGCGUCUACUCCAACUGGUCCACGAGCCUAGUGGUCCGAUGGUCUCCUCCUGUGUCCCCGAACGGGAAUCACACCUACUAUCUCCUGCGGUGGCAGCAGCAGGGGGAGGACCGGGAACUCUACCAGCACAACUACUGCUCCAAAGAACUCAAACUUCCCAUCAGGAUGUCGGCCACAGGUGUGACGGACAUCUCCGAAGACACCGAUCCCACCAAUCCAGAGUCAGGGGGACGGGAUAUAACCCCUUGCUGUCCGUGUCCAAAAUCUGACAAGGAGCUGAAACGGAUUGAGGAUGACACCUACUACCGCAAAGCAUUCGAGAACUUCCUGCACAACUCUAUCUUCAAACCUAGGCCAUCUAACGAACGUCGGAGGAGAGACCUGUUCGGAGUAGCCAACAGCACGUUCAUCCACGCCCUUCUUGGGAUGAAUGGAAGUUUAGCGGAGGGUAAUUUCUCCCACUCGGAGCAUCCUAGACGGGAGUACCCCUUCCUAGAGAGACAGGUGAAGGAGAGGAGUGCUGAUAUCCAUAACCUGCGGCCCUUCACUGUGUACCGCAUUGACCUGCACUCCUGCAACGAGGAGGUCCAGCAAUGCAGCCCAGCCGCAUUCGUCUUCUCCAGGACCAAACCGGCUGAAAAAGCAGAUGAUAUCCCUGGCCCUGUGACCUGGGAAGGUUUGGAGGACUCUGUGAUUCUAAAAUGGCCAGAGCCAGUCAGACCUAACGGCCUCAUCCUGCUCUACGAGAUCCAGUUUCGUCUGGGCCCUGAGAUGGAGAAGCAUGAGUGUGUGUCCCGUCAGCACUAUAAGGAACACAGAGGUGUGCGGCUCACUAACCUUGGGCCAGGGAACUACUCUGCUCGUGUGCGGGCCACGUCACUGGCUGGUAAUGGAUCAUGGACGGAACCCAUUGCAUUCUACGUGCCACAGCUUGACCGAUACGAGAACUUCCUGUACCUAAUAAUCAUCCCUAUCGCCGCAAUGAUCCUGAUCAUCGUUGGAUUGGCGUUGGUUAUGGUCAAUAAGAAAAGGAAGAACGACAGGCUUGGAAACGGAGUUCUGUAUGCAUCAGUCAACCCUGAGUACUUCAGUGCGGCUGAAAUGUACGUACCUGAUGAGUGGGAGGUGGCCCGAGAGAAAAUCACCAUGUGUAGAGAACUGGGCCAGGGCUCGUUCGGUAUGGUAUAUGAGGGCAUCGCUAAAGGCGUUGUGAAGGACGAGCCUGAAACCAGGGUUGCAAUCAAAACGGUCAACGAGUCGGCCAGCAUGCACGAGCGCAUCGAGUUCCUCAAUGAAGCUUCCGUUAUGAAGGAGUUUAACUGUCACCAUGUGGUGCGUCUGCUGGGCGUGGUUUCGCAGGGACAGCCCACUCUUGUGAUCAUGGAGCUUAUGACACGUGGAGAUCUAAAGAGUUAUCUACGAACACUACGAUCCAAAGAGAGUACAUCCAGCCUGCCUUUGCCGCCGCUAAAGAAGAUGAUUCAGAUGGCUGGAGAGAUAGCAGACGGCAUGGCAUACCUCAACGCUAACAAGUUUGUCCACCGAGACUUGGCAGCCAGGAACUGCAUGGUGGCUGAGGACUUCACCGUUAAAAUCGGAGAUUUUGGCAUGACGCGGGACAUUUACGAGACCGAUUACUACAGAAAGGGUGGGAAGGGCCUGCUGCCUGUGCGCUGGAUGUCUCCUGAAUCCCUCAAAGACGGAGUCUUCACCACAAUGUCUGACGUGUGGUCCUUUGGGGUGGUGUUAUGGGAGAUUGCCACCUUGGCAGAGCAGCCCUAUCAGGGCAUGUCCAACGAGCAGGUAUUGCGCUUCGUCAUGGAGGGAGGCCUGCUGGACAAGCCUGACAACUGCCCAGAUAUGCUGUUCGAGCUGAUGCGCAUGUGUUGGCAGUACAACCCCAAGAUGCGGCCGUCCUUUUUGGAGAUCAUCAGCAGCAUCAAAGAGGACCUGGAGCCGCCCUUCCGGGAGGUCAGCUUCUUCUACAGCGAGGAGAACAAGCCGCCCGACACCGAGGAGCUGGACAUGGAGAAGGUGGGCACCAUGGAGAACGUUCCUCUGGAGCCUUCCACCAGCCUGCAGCCGCUCACGCCUGCUUCAGCCUCGCCCCAACAGCAGGGCGCCCAGGCCCAGGGCUCAGCCGUCCCGGGACCUUCGUCGCCCCCUCCCUCGUCCCCGGGUUUGUCGGGGCUGGACAAGCGCUCGGGCUCAGGCUCGGGCUCGGUUUCCUCGGCUAACGGACCGGCCGUGAUGCUGCGGAGUCCGUUUGACGAGAGCCAGCCUUACGCACACAUGAACGGCAGCCGUAAAAACGAGCGUGCCUUGCCCUUGCCCCAAUCGUCAGCGUGCUGAUCCACACCCACCAUCCCCUUGAUCCCCAUUUCACCCCUCAGUUAUCUUUCCUAGGUCACAUUGAGCCUCUCACUCUUCCUCUUUCUCUCUCUUUAUGCCUGGAGCACUGGAGAGACACACCCGCUUUAAUAUGUCUGCCCAAUUGCACUGUUCCUUCUGGAGCGGAAUGGCCAGACAUGGAAGUGGGCGGAGCUUUCUGGUUUGCGGAAAGAACAAAAAAAAAAAAACAUCAACAGGUAUAAAAAGUGUCCAGGCUGUCAACCUUUGAUCAUACCUCAAUGGAUGCUGUUUUUUUUUUUUAAGUUUUGUUUUUUUUCUUUAUAUAUAUUUCUUACCUGCAUUGACACGAAGGCAGGUGGCGCAAAACCUCCAGAAGUAAGGAGAAGUGCUGUAGAAGUACGGGCGAACCAGAACACUGACUGAAAAAGGAAAAAAGAUUUAAAAAAAGACAUUAAUAUGAACUUCCAAGGAGUUCACACUCCCUCCACACUCUGACAGCUGAACUGCUUUUAUACUGUUUUUUGUUACUUUUAUAAAUUUCCAAAUAGGGGAUACAAAAAAAUGAAAGAGUUUCGAAGCCUAAAUGAAAACGGUCGUUGGUGAGGUGGCAUUAUUGUACCGCAAAAACAAUGGUGAAAUGGCAAAAAACGGAGCAUAUCUUUAAGCAAGUCCAACAGAGAAGCACUUGGGGGAGGGUUUUGCAGUUUUGGGGGUGGAGUAAAGGCUGGGAUUGGGAUGAAGGGGAGGGGACGGGGGGUGCUCAUGUCUUUGUUUUUGUUUCAUGUGUCCGAAGACGUGCUGUGUACAGUCAGUGCAUGGCAGCUCUGAAAAGAGUGCCACAGAGGGGUUCAAGAAUAAGUCUGCAUCAUGGUCAUAUGUGCUCCUAUGUACCUCUCUGUACCUGUACCCUCUUUGGAACAGCACAGAUGGCAGUGGCUCCUCAGCUAAAUCACAGCUUAAAGGGGGGAUUCUAUAUAGAGGCAGAGCUGGCUGGGCGAGGAGAAUUCAAACCCCACACACUGUUGGAAUUAUUAUCCUAGCGGAUAUGUUAAAAAAAAAAAAAAGGCAGAAAAAGUCUCAAACCUGCCUUUUCUUUUUUUUUUUUUUUUUGCCAAAUGGUUUAAAAUGGUUUAUUUUUCUCAGCUCUUUUGUGUUCUUUAAACGAAAGAGCGUCAAAGCAAAAUGCAACACUCCACAUUUUUUUUCUUUCUUUUUUUACACUGGUGUACAUAUAUAAAUAUAUAUAUAAAUAAUUUCUUUUCCAGCUCUUCUUGUGCUUAACAGUUACAAUCAGUAGAGAGGUAUUUCAGCGUUUCACCGAAUUUGCCUCCUCUUUAUUUUCUUGACCAGAUGUCUGUCUUUUUACAUUCGAUUCUACUGCAAGACUUCCAUUGGGUGAGCUAAACGCGUCCGGGCAGAAGUGACAAAGUGCUGUUAACAGAGAUGCAAAAAUAAUCAACAAAUAAAUCAAAGGAGCACCUAGGAAGGAUAAUAAGACGAAUGCAACGACCACAUAGGGAGUAAAGAAAGAAUAAAAACCCUCAGAAGAGAUUAGCAUGGGAAAGGAAACGGUUAAAAGGAACAGAGGUAUGAGUACUUCGUUUUUCAGUCGUCGAACGAGGCAGAGCAGGUAUUUUUCUAGUCCCACCACAUUUCCCCACCACCUUUCAAUUCAUUCAGUCAUCUCUCGAUUGGUCUUUCAGUUGUAUGUCGGACCACGGAGCGUACACAUCAUUUUGUUCGUGUCACUUUUGUACCUUUUUUACAGUUCAGAUGAACACCUGUAUGUCUGUACUGAAAGAAGCUGCUAUUUUAUUCUCAUUUUUCUUUUGUGGUUGUAAUAUAUAUAUCUAUAUGUAAAAGAGAUCCUUAGGGUUGAAUCCUUUACUGUGUCCACUACAGUCCAUUUUCUUAUGCUUGUACUUUUGCAGAUAAAAAUAUAUACUAUUUAUAAUUUGUGCCCCUAUGUGGAACGAUUUUUCUUUUUUCACCUUUAUCUCUCCCAUUACCACCCCGUUACCAAGUGGAUGCAUUUUCAAAUUUUUGAAAGAAAAAUCUUAUAUGCCUUUUUUUUUUAAAUGUGUUUUUUUUUUUCAGGGGAAAACUUACAGAUUGAUGUUCGUCGUUUAUGUCAUGUUACAUUCAUGGUGGCACCGUGUGAACUUUUGAACACCUAUCAGCAGUCAAGCAUCACUGUGUCUUACAUAACAUCAAGGCGCAACCAAAAUAUCAGGUCAAAUUUUAUUGAGACUCUAUUUUCCAUUAGUCCAAACCCUCCUUACCCAGUUAGCCAGUUACUUUAGCCUUUCCUGGCAUAGGCUGCCUGUGAAGGCGUCUUAACUUUAAUGCUGCUUUUGAUUAAAUCUAUCAUAAGAUGUACCAUAGUCACACAUCAUUCUGUAAUCGACAGUGUGCACAUAAAAGAGACUCCAGGCCUGAGCUGUUUUUUUUUUGUAGGGGGAAAACAAUGUAUGACACUACUGUGAUUUGCCUUGUAUAUUGCGUUGCAUACACAUUAAAUGGUGUAAAAAAAAAACACCAGCUGCUCAGAUUAUAUACCCCUAAAAAAAUAUCUUUAAUAGUUUAUUAAUGAUGGCAGUGGUUCUAUAUAGAACCAUUACAAGUUGCUCUAAAAGCUGCUUUAAAAGGGUUCUUGGCCAUAUUUUCUCUGGGUGAGUAAAUGGGGCGAUCUCCCAACACGGCUCCCUUUGUGUUUCUGGCUGACAACGGCGACUGCUGGCUGAUGAAUCAGAUCCGGGAUCCAGUCAUUCCUCUGAGUGAUGUAUUGGCACCAAUUAGAAAAAAGAGGCAGGAACAGACUUCACAUGUAUCAGAGGAGGCAUGCGCUUGUCCUGAUCCUUCUCCUGUCAGGAGCAUUGCAAGUGAUUAGGAGGAGUCCUAUUAAGUGGGUAGAUUAAUGGGUAAAAAUGUUAAAACAUGGCUAUGUGCUUAGACCUGGAGUUUCUCAUAUGAGCUGAUAUGUUUUAAACUAAAAACGAUCCCUUGUGUCUCCAGUUUCUGUUUUGGGCUGACACUGCCACCACAACCGCAUCCACCACAACCACACUGAUCUUGACCAGUUUUAAAAUCAGUGGCUCGCCACCUAACCUAAAGAAAAGCAUACGAUUUGGCUGGCAUAUCUAUGCAGAUGUAGUGUUAACAUGUAUGACACUAUAUGGAACAGUCGUUACAUUAUUGGUACGUUAAAAAAAAUAAUAAUCAAAGGUCACUUUCGUACAUUUCACUUUCAAUUAAAGAGGUUUAUCAUCUUUGCCAGUUUUUUGUUUGUUCUGAAGGAUUGUUUCACUACUUCUUUCCCUCUUCUCCCUUUUAUUUGCAUUAUUUAUUUUUUGAUUUGAUCUUUUUGUGAUGUGUUUAAAAUCACUGUACAAAACCCCCUUUGAUUAAGUGUAACAUUUGAGAUAUUUUUAUAUAUUUUUUUCAUGACUUUGGGACUUUUUUUUUUCUUCUUUGUUUGUUUGUUUCUCCUUCAAGCAUUUAUCUACCUCACCCUUUUUUAUGAGUAUAUAUGUACCUGUAUAUACAGAAAAUACGUACAUCUGUCCCCUUGUCCUACCCCCCCACCCCACCCCACAAUACACACUCUUACACACACACAGAAAAAGGACAAUGUUACUGCUCUGUUUAUCUGGGUUAACCUCAAAAAAUACAAAAACACUAUAAACCACCACAAAAGCUGGCAUUUUAUUGCUGCUGGUGUUGUGGGUGUUUGUAUAAACUGGCUGCUUUUUUACUUCCCUGUAAGAGAAUAUAAGAUUUUCCCAUUGGUUGAUUUUUAUUUAUUUGUGAGUUGUUGUUUUUUUUGAGAACACAAAAAAAGUACAGGCCUUAUGAGUUUGGCUUCAAAUGUGCUGGAAUUUUGCUAACGUUGGUUAAUUUAUGCCUCUUUUUCUUCUUAAAAAAAAUGGUACGCAAAGCUUAAAAUAGUCAAAUCGGGACGUCCCGAGUUACAGAGUCGCAGAGUCGAAGUGAAGCAGUCUUUUAUUGGUGUUUAAAUUUUUCCCCCAAUGUUCAAUCAUACAGCAAGUUACUCCUCUUUUUCUAGCUUUGUUUUCAUUGUACGUUCAUUUCUGACUGUUGUGUUCUCUGAAAUCCAGACAUGAAUUGAUUAUGAUAUAAAAAAAAUGAAAAAAAAAAAAAAAAAACUCUUCUGGUGCAAAUUGCAACAAACGCUGUUGACUGUAUUUUGGUGGCCUGCGGUUCGGUGCUGUUUGUCAGGUGUGUGGAAUGUAUGUUCUGGUGAGAUUUCAGUGAUGUUUCUGACAGUUUGUCCUGGACUUUCAAAAAGCUGAACCACUUUCAAAAAAUUCAGAUUCAAUGGAUGGACAGGUGUUUGCAGUUAUUCUAAAUGAACUGUUCACUGUAACUGAAAUUAAAAGACAUAAGUUCCCCAUGUUCUGUUACAUGAUGCAGCAGCUAACAAUCAGAAUGAUAGGGCUUGUUUAAGAAAAGAAAAAAGAGAGAAUAUACAAACAGGUUUGGGAACAGGUGGUCCGGAAGUGGGCAUCACCUUAUUAUUAUUUUUUUAAUUAAAUAUAUAUAAAGCCA
This is a messenger RNA of Astyanax mexicanus (Mexican tetra), 10059 nucleotides long. RefSeq names its product insulin-like growth factor 1b receptor (gene igf1rb). Gene Ontology annotation, cellular component: membrane; axon; insulin receptor complex. The coding region runs from base 1300 to 5490 and encodes 1396 amino acids. NCBI's taxonomy places the organism in Eukaryota, Metazoa, Chordata, Actinopteri, Characiformes, Acestrorhamphidae. Gene Ontology annotation, biological process: positive regulation of kinase activity; insulin-like growth factor receptor signaling pathway; protein autophosphorylation. Gene Ontology annotation, molecular function: insulin receptor activity; phosphatidylinositol 3-kinase binding; insulin receptor substrate binding. The transcript has 21 exons. The record is from RefSeq and is a predicted model, not a curated record.